Molecule: messenger RNA, 500 nt
Organism: Thecamonas trahens ATCC 50062
Lineage: Eukaryota; Apusomonadida; Apusomonadidae
Product: calmodulin
Exons: 2
Coding region: 9-461 (150 amino acids)
Cellular component (GO): myosin II complex
Molecular function (GO): calcium ion binding
Source: RefSeq, a predicted model, not a curated record
GGAGAAACAUGGCGGACGACCUGGAUGCUGAGGCGCGCGAGGAGCUGCAGCAGGAGUUCAACCUGGUGGCCAAGGGAGGCGUGCUCAACCUCAAUCAGCUGGGAGAGGUGAUGCGGAACAUGGGCCAGAUCAUGUCGGCUACCGAGCUGAAUGAGCUUUGCUCGGCGGCAGGCACUUCGCCGCAGGCUGUUGACUUCAACGGCUUCCUCACCAUGAUGGCCAAGAAGGUGGCAUCGAACGACUCGAAGGACGACAUCAUCCUGGCGUUCUCGGUCUUUGACAAGGACGGCGCUGGCUAUGUCGCCGCGUCGGAGCUUCGCCAUGUCAUGACCAACCUCGGCUCGCGGCUGCCCGAGGCCCAGGUUGCCGAGAUGCUCGCCGAGGCAGACUCGCACGCCGACGGCCGCGUCAACUACCAGUCGUUUGUCGAGCAGAUGCUGGCCAAGGGCGAUCACCUGUGACGGGCAGCAGAGGUAAAGACGGCAUUGGCCGGACGAGGA